This is a messenger RNA of Eimeria mitis, 849 nucleotides long. RefSeq lists its product as uncharacterized. The transcript has a single exon. Lineage: Eukaryota; Apicomplexa; Conoidasida; Eucoccidiorida; Eimeriidae. The record is from RefSeq and is a predicted model, not a curated record. The coding region runs from base 1 to 849 and encodes 282 amino acids.
AUGGCCUUUGCGAAAUCGUCGUUCGUGUCUCCUGAUCUUGUGUACUCAGGUUCAGGUGGCGUCGUUGGUGCGCACACUCUUUUAGACGGCAAGAUGAUGCAGGACAAUCGUGAAUCCAUGUGGGUGAAUAAGUCAAUUUAUUGGGUUGGGCCCCCGCCUCACCAGGUGCUGAUCUCUCGGAGUAUCGCGGAACGCCUUCGAUAUGCGCAGUCACUGGAUCAGGACCGCUUUGCCCUCCUGAAUAACGCAAUACACACCGAGUUAUCGAACUUAGGAACGCAAAUGCUUGCAGUGAGAAGGUCUCACGCGCAACAGAAACGACGCAGCGGCAGGCGUUAUCAGGGGUUAAUUCCAAACGAAGAACACCCACCGCAUCCCGCCUCACUCAAUGCGAUGCCUGAGCCUCUAAAAUUAGCUGAAAGACAACGAGAAAUACAAAACAGAAUGUACUACCUCCAGGAGCUGCUGGUCGAGGCGGAAACCCGAAAUCGAAAAAUAGAUGAGCAGUACCAGGCCUUGGCUGAAGAACUGAACAUUGCCGGGACUCACACGCGUCCCUUAGAUGAGCGGGGGGCAGCACAGAUGGAUAGCCGACUAAACGAGAUCCGAGUCGUCAUUCGAAAGAAGAUCGAAGAGCAGGAGGAACUUAGCAAAGAAUUGAACAAUGUGGACAUGUUCAUAUAUAUGAGGGGGAACCAGCUCCUGCCCUCCACUCCAGGUGCUUUUGUCGAAGUGCGUAGCAAGAAGGAGGUUGGAGCAUUCUUAUACAAUAUCGGUCCCAUCGAAAAAUUUAGGGCUAACCGUUUGAAGGAAGCUGUCCAGUGUCACCAGAACGAACCAACGGAUUAA